CACUGCUCAUUUCUGGUCGUGGCCUAUCGUCUCUUUCCUUGUGUAAAGCCAUUGAAUAUCCAUCUGCAGAAGUUACUAUGUUCUAAAGAUCUGCCCCCCAAAUUUCCAUUUUUUUAACCAUAAUCUUGCAAAAGUUUCAAACUUUUUUCUUUUCUUGUGAUUCUUGAUUAAUACCCAUCUGGAAUUUUUGCAUUUUUUAUCAUAAACCCUUCAUUACUUUAUCCCCUCAAAUCAAUUUUUUUUGGCCCUAAAAUUGAAAAAUGCUUUCUGGGUGAUGAAUCUUUAGUGCCUUUUCAGUGUUUUGAAGCAUAAUUCUUUAAAAAAUUCACUGAAAAAGUAGUGGGGUUUUGAUUCUUGAUUAUUAUCCAUAUGGGGUUUUGUAUUUUGAUAAAAAAAAAAUGUUCUUGAUUUUGAAUCUUGUUUGUCCCCAAAUUUGAAAUAUGCUUUCUGGGUGGUGAAUAUUUAGUGCCUUUUACAGUGUUUGCAGCAUAAUUCCAUGAAAAUUCACUGAAAAAAGUAGUGGGGUUUCAUCAUAAUUAAAGAAAAGGAGAAAAAGAUUGGAUUUUUUUAUCAUUUCUUUCUUGUGUGUGUGAAGCUUGAAACAAAGCAAAAAAAAAAAAAAAUGAAAAAAAUGGUGAAUUUUCACCAUUUUUGGUGGUGGUUCUUGAUUUUGACACUUGGGUUUCUUGAUUUUCAUCUCAUCAAUGGAGAUAAUGAUGAUCUUUUCACUUUACUAGCCAUUAGCAAAGAGCUUAAGUUGGAUGAUUGGAAUCAAGAUGGGCUCAAGAACAACAACUCAAAUUAUUGUUCAUGGCCUCACAUUACUUGCAACUCCAAUAACUUUGUUGAAAAGAUUGUUCUUUCUCAUCAAAGUUUACAAGGUAAUCUCACUUUAUUAUCUACAAUAAAGUCAUUAAAAUGGCUAGAUUUGUCAUUCAACACCUUUCAUGGAUUAAUCCCACAAUCUUUUGGUACCUUGUUUGAUCUUGAGUUUCUUGAUUUAUCUUACAACAAGUUUGAUGGGUCAAUCCCAAUUGAGUUUAGUAACCUCAAAAAUCUCAAAUUUUUAAACCUUUCAAACAAUCUACUCAUGGGAUCAAUACCUAGUGAGCUUGAAGGGCUUGUAAAGCUACAAGAUUUCCAAAUUUACGCCAAUAGUUUGAGCGGAAGUAUACCGGAUUGGGUCGGGAAUUUGACCAAUCUUCGAGUCUUUACGGCGUAUGAGAACGAAUUAAGUGGUAAGAUGCCCGAAACGUUAGGGGCUUUUUCGGAGUUGCAAUUGUUAAACCUGCAUUCUAACUAUCUUGAAGGAUCAAUCCCACAGAAUGUGUUUGCUAAUGGGAAACUAGAGGUUUUGGUCUUGACUCAGAACAAACUCACUGGGUCAUUUCCUGACUCGGUAGGAAAGUGUAAGCGUCUUUCGAGUAUUAGAAUUGGGAAUAACGGUUUGAUCGGGAAUAUUCCUAGAGAAAUCGGUAAUCUCAGUAGUCUCGCUUAUUUCGAAGCGGAUAACAACAAUCUUUCGGGUGAGAUUGUUCAAGAGUUUGCUCAAUGUUCGAAUUUAACGCUUUUGAAUUUGGCUUCUAAUGGAUUUAGUGGGAUUAUACCUCCGGUUUUUGGCGAAAUGAUUAAUCUACAAGAGUUAAUCGUGUCGGGAAACAGUCUUUUUGGAGAGAUUCCAACUUCUGUUCUUAGUAACAAGAAUCUUAACAAGAUUGAUUUGAGUAACAAUAGAUUUAACGGAAGUAUACCUCGAAGCGUUUGUAAUUCUUCAAGAUUACAAUACUUGUUGUUGGGGCAGAAUUCGUUAACGGGGGAGAUCCCGAAUGAGAUCGGGAAUUGCGUAAAGCUGCUCGAGUUGCAGCUCGGUGGUAACUAUCUCACCGGCACGAUUCCGCCUGAAAUCGGUAGAAUCAAGAACUUGCAGAUCGCUUUGAAUUUGAGCUUUAAUCAUCUUCAUGGACGAUUACCUCCGGAUUUAGGAAAGCUAGAUAAGCUCGUUUCGUUAGAUCUUUCAAAUAAUCAACUCACAGGCGAUAUUCCUUUGGCGUUAAAGGGAAUGUUAAGUUUAAUCGAUGUUAACUUUGCGAAUAAUCAUCUUACGGGUCCGAUACCAGCAUUUGCACCGUUUCAAAAGAGUCCAAAUUCGAGCUUUUCGAAGAAUGAAGGUCUUUGCGGGUACCCGUUGAAUACCUUUUGCGAAAAUUCAAACGGGAUUCAAUCAUUUCAUCACAAGGUUUCGUACAAGACCGUGUUGGUGGUUAUCGGGUCGUGUUUGUUGGUGUUUACAUCGGUUACCAUUGUCGUCGUUCUUUUCAUGAUGCGAGAAAAGCAAGAACAAAUGGCGAAAACGGUCGGAAAACAAGAUGAAGAAGUCAUUGACGAUGAUAAACCGUUGGUAAUUCUUGGAAACGUGUUCGUUGAGAAUCUUAAACAAGCGAUUGACUUUAACGCUGUGGUCAAAGCGACGUUAAAAGACUCGAAUAAAAUCAGUAGCGGGACGUUUAGUACAAUCUACAAAGCGGAAAUGCCUUCGGGUUUGACUUUAUCAGUCAAACGCCUUAAAUCCGUUGACAAAACGAUACUUCAUCACCAAAACAAGAUGAUUCGAGAACUCGAGAGACUUAGUCAUCUAUGCCAUGAUAAUUUGAUUAGACCAAUCGGGUUUGCUAUCUAUGAUGACGUGGCGCUUUUACUGCACCAGUUUUUGCCAAACGGGUCGUUGGCCCGGUUUCUUCACGAGUCUAGUAAAGAACAUGGUUACAAGCCCGAUUGGCCCGUUAGGCUUUCUAUAGCUAUUGGUGUUGCAGAAGGGUUGGCUUAUUUGCAUCAGUUGGCUAUUAUUCAUCUUGAUAUUUCUUCUGGAAAUAUUUUUCUUGAUUCCGAUUUUAAGCCGUUGGUUGGUGAAAUCGAAAUCUCAAAGCUUUUGGAUCCUUCACGCGGUACCGCUAGUAUCAGUGCUGUUGCUGGCUCAUUUGGUUACAUUCCCCCAGAGUAUGCAUACACAAUGCAAGUAACGGCUCCAGGAAACGUGUACAGUUUUGGCGUCGUUUUACUUGAAAUACUGACGACACGGGCCCCAGUAGACGAAGAAUUCGGGGAAGGUGUAGAUUUGGUGAAGUGGGUUCAGGGUGCACCCACAAGAGGUGAAACACCAGAGCAAAUACUUGAUGCAAAACUGAGUACGGUGUCGUUUUCGUGGAGAAAAGAAAUGCUUUCAGCUUUGAAAGUGGCACUACUCUGCACUGAGACUACACCAGCCAAGAGACCAAAGAUGAAAAAAGUGGUGGAAAUGCUUCAAGAAAUUAUAGAAAAUAAGUGAAAACUUAAAAAAAAAAAAAUUGAUGGGAACUACUUUGGGUUUUUGUAUGAUUUGAAGAUUUGUAUGUAUACAAAGCCCUCAAUGUAUUAUGGAUUAAGUUUUUGUAUCCCCACUUGUGGAGAUUAAUGUAAAAUUAUUUCUUUUA
Messenger RNA from Helianthus annuus (common sunflower), 3467 nucleotides. Its product is annotated as leucine-rich repeat receptor-like tyrosine-protein kinase PXC3. Gene Ontology annotation, biological process: protein phosphorylation. The record is from RefSeq and is a predicted model, not a curated record. NCBI's taxonomy places the organism in Eukaryota, Viridiplantae, Streptophyta, Magnoliopsida, Asterales, Asteraceae. The coding region runs from base 623 to 3322 and encodes 899 amino acids. The transcript is spliced from 2 exons. Gene Ontology annotation, molecular function: protein kinase activity; ATP binding; receptor serine/threonine kinase binding.